Molecule: messenger RNA, 2028 nt
Organism: Fundulus heteroclitus (mummichog)
Lineage: Eukaryota; Metazoa; Chordata; Actinopteri; Cyprinodontiformes; Fundulidae
Product: CiPC domain-containing protein
Exons: 4
Coding region: 256-1575 (439 amino acids)
Biological process (GO): negative regulation of DNA-templated transcription; negative regulation of circadian rhythm
Cellular component (GO): nucleus
Source: RefSeq, a predicted model, not a curated record
CCGGAUGUUCUUUAGUUAAUCUCACCACCUUGAUGGCAGCUAUCGCGGAAUCUAUCACAGCCCGUGUCUGUGUAGUUUAUUACUUUGCUUAGCCUAUGUGACAAAGAAAGGUACAUGCAUUUAGGGCCGUAAACCCGACGCUUGGCAGCAACAUGGCGCUGCUGGCCAGCCUGUGUGUCGGCUCGGUAAAACUGACCUGAAGGGAGGAAACCAUUACUCUGACAUAAUCGACUGUUUUACAGCCGAAGGGCCGUCAUGCCUAAAGAGCAGCGUUUCUUAAGCAAGAAUGCUAAAGACAAGAGCAACAGCGCAGCCAUGCUGGCGAUGCGCGACACUAAUGAUGCGGAUGAUCGCAACAGAAGAAGCUCCCGCUGCAGCUCAGAAAAAGACUCUGGGUUUUCUGAGGGCUCUGACUGGCAGCAGACCGAUGUUGAGGACCAGAGGAGCAGCCAAAGUCAGCUGAGACGGACAGACCAUGCAGAGGCUCCGCCCACAGGCCAGUCCAAAGCACAUAGCAACAGAGAUACCCAGAAUCCUACUAUGAUGCCUACCAAACUGGCCCAGCCUCUCGUCUACAUAAUCAAGCAGCCGGCCACAACCCAGAAAAGAAGUCAGCCGCGCGCGGAUAGUAGCAUGAGGACAGGCAGCCAUGCUGUUUCUUCGCACAUGAUCCUCCUCCAGCAGCCAGGCUUCCUGCCAGCGACGCUCCAGCUCCGCAAGCCUUUGACCCGGACUCCCAGUGUCGCAGAAAGCAAAACGAGCAGCGCCUACUUCCCCAUUCUCAACUCUUACCCUCGCAUCGCACCGCAUCCUACCAAGAAGCCGCCCGACAAGGCUUUAUCUAACCAGGACUCCCAAAAUCUGAGCAAGAGGAUAUGCACUGAACGUAGACCUGCGGACGCGUCAGCAACUAGCGGUGGGUUGGGGCAACACCGUCACCCACGACCUCAGCCGACGGUCCCAAACUCCGUCCCGUUGAGUUCCUCAUCGAGCAGAAACGUCUUCAGCAUUUCCUCCACAAACCUUGGACCUCCAUCCAUCUCCAGCCCGCACAGCACCUCUUCCUACCCUCCAGAGGGAGGAAGCCGUCGGAACGUCACCGCUAGUACUCGCCGUCGGCAGUUCCUCAACACGGUAGAACUUCUCAGACAGUCGGGCCUGUUGGACAUUACGCUGCGUACGAAGGAGUUGCUCCGCCAGAGCAGCGCCACUGAGCAGGACAUCUCCCAGCUGCGUCAGCACACAGAGCUGCUCUGCCAGGCGGUCAGCAACCCUGGCCACAGCCCGCAUGGCGACGCAGCUUGGGAACAUGUGUUCCAGGCCAUGGUAGAGUCUGGUAGCUAUCCCAACCUCAAAACGACACACGAGUCCCAGAACCCAUCACAUCUAGCUCCAAUUAGUCAAACGCAAAGUAUUUCUUCAGGGAACAUGAAAAUACGGCGGCCUGCCGAAAGCUCCUGCCUUUUUACCGUCGGUUCAGAGCAAGCUCAGGUGAAGCAGGACAGGGAGGUCGAGACCAGUGAAAGAUCCGAGGGCAAAGUAGCCUUUGUGUGUCCUGACAGUUCUACUGGUUAGGACAACGGUCUGUGCCUUCAGAGACUGAGAUAACUAGUCCUGGCUGCUGUGCCUUACCUACUCACCUUUAUUGCCAUUUUCUGCCUUGCCUCACAGACUGAUUGUGGUACAUUUUUAAAGGGUUUGGAUUAAUUCACCUAACUAAAACUGCUUACCAGGUUGUGAAAUAUUUCAAAUUGCGAGAUCAGAAAUGACCAAAAAAAAAAAAAAACAACAACAGUGUUUUAAAGGUAAAAGCUUUGUUUGCAAGCUGUAAUUUCAGCACAUUUAUGGCUUUAAGCCCCUAGCACAUGAGUCUAAGUUUUGAACGGCACGCUAGUUAGAUGUUAGCCUAUUGGUCCAAUGGAAAAAAAAGCUCUAGGUGGUGCGGGCUUUAAUUAAGCCUUUCCAAUCCAUUUAUAUAAAAUAAAUCCCCACACUUGGUCCUCAGGGGACACCAUCAUGCAUUUUCUA